AUAGUUGAAUUCUUUAAUCAUGUCAUGCACCUUUGAUGAUGCCUUAUUGACACCACCCCCUUAACAUAUAGUAUCAUAUAACAACACACUAUAUAUACAUUUCUUCUACUUUAUAAAAAAAAAAUAUAUUAACUUAAAAAACAUAUACUAUUCAUCUUUUAACUCUAUCAUAACAAAAUUUUUUACUUGUAAAAAUUUUUGCAAUAAUUUUUUGAGAAAUGGGAAGAAUUCCAUGUUGUGAAAAGGACAAUGUCAAGAGAGGGCAAUGGACUCCUGAGGAAGAUCACAAGCUUUCAUCUUACAUUGCUCAACAUGGAACUCGUAAUUGGCGUCUCAUUCCUAAGAAUGCUGGUUUACAAAGAUGUGGAAAAAGUUGUAGAUUGAGAUGGACAAAUUACCUUAGGCCUGAUCUCAAACAUGGCCAAUUUUCAGAAGCAGAAGAACAAACCAUUGUCACACUUCAUUCUGUUCUUGGCAAUAGGUAAAACUUUACGCUGCAUUUCUGCGACAGGUUGUUUCUUGUAUUAUGCCGUUGAUUGUGGAAUAUCGAUUGCAUUGAAGUAGAAGAUUCUAAAUUCGGGGAUCAAAGAGUUUUAGAAACGAUAUAACCUUGUGGCCUAUCGUGGCCCUCCUGAUCUCAUGACGACAACUGUUAUUGUUGCACCAAGAAUACCCUUCUAUAUCAAUCGAUAGCAGAGCUAAGUUUAAUCAAGGGGGUUCGAUUAAAUCCCGGUCUUAUUAGAAAUUCUGUCUCCGCCACUGGAUGUAGUUGAUUGGUUAGAUAUCAAAGACCUAUUGACCUUUCCAAUUACUCAUUGUUUCUAACAUUUCUUCUAAGUUAGCUUUGUGUCUUCCAACAUUAGUAGCAUAACUAUGUUGCUCGGACUCUAAAAAAAUGUUGUCGCAUUCAUGUCAAAUACUAUUUAUGGACCCGAACUUGAAUGAUCUAUCCAUGACUAGGAUGAAGCUUGGGUGAAACUAAGUGGAGGUCCGAACCGACUGAUGUUAAAGAAUCAACGGAUGAGCUGUGGUUAGGAGUGAAAUGCCACUCGAACCCAGAGCUAGCUGGUUCUACCCGAAAUGCGUUGAGAUGCAACAGCUGACUGGUAGAGCACUGUUUCGAUGCGGGCCGCGAGAGCGGUACCAAAUCGAGGCAAACUUUGAAUACUAGAUAUGACCUCAAAAUAACAGGGGCCGCGGUCAAAGUCUGCAAGUGAGACGAUGGGGGAUAAGCUUCAUCGUUGAGAGGGAAACAACCCGAAUCACCAGCUAAGGCCCUUAAACGACCGCUCUCUCUUCAUAAAAUACACUAUUUUUGAAGAACACGACACCCCAUCAACAUUUUUGAAGAGUGUGAGCAACACAGAACAACAUAGAACAUAACGGCAUUCUUCUACAUAUCUGUCGAAACUAAGGCCCUUAAACGACCGCUCUCUCUUCAUAAAAC
Messenger RNA from Capsicum annuum, 1447 nucleotides. Its product is annotated as transcription factor MYB80-like. The coding region runs from base 219 to 485 and encodes 88 amino acids. The record is from RefSeq and is a predicted model, not a curated record. The transcript is spliced from 2 exons. NCBI's taxonomy places the organism in Eukaryota, Viridiplantae, Streptophyta, Magnoliopsida, Solanales, Solanaceae.